Messenger RNA from Daucus carota subsp. sativus, 2526 nucleotides. RefSeq names its product protein ENHANCED DISEASE RESISTANCE 2-like. The record is from RefSeq and is a predicted model, not a curated record. The coding region runs from base 593 to 1456 and encodes 287 amino acids. Lineage: Eukaryota; Viridiplantae; Streptophyta; Magnoliopsida; Apiales; Apiaceae. The transcript has a single exon.
UAUCAUCAAUAAGUGCAGAUUAAAUUAUUGCAGCAUCGAAUACUUGUACGGCUAAUAUUUAUGUCCAAAAUGCUCAGUAUUGAAAUUUAGCUGUAACUUUUUCUAACUUACAAAAAUAGAGUCUAAUCAUCUUGUGCAAGUACACGAGUUACAAAAUUGCCCCUUAGGAGACAAUAGAAGUUGACAAAGUAAAUCCUUUGUUAUUUCUGUCAUUUAUAUUAUCGCAAUUAUGGAUGGCAGGGAAAUCUCUUUUUUCGCUUUGAUUUGCUUAUAGACAGCCUAUUUAUACACAGUACACAUACACAUCUAUAUAUUGUCAUAGAGUAUCAUAGUUCUGUAAUCACAGUUUGCAUGGUAGUUAAUGCAGGCCAGUGAAAAAAAAUGAAAGGCAUAAAUGUAAUUUCUCCUAGAAUUUAACUACCAAUAUAUAUGUUCUCCCUCCAAAAUAGCCUUCCCUUCCAUCAUUUCUGGGGAAGGAGAACCAGAGCUGCGGGUCUUCUUUCUUUUUCCCCUUUCAUUGCACAAAAUCAAACACAUCUGUCCCUUGUUUCUCCGAUUUAAUAUAAUCAUAAACAUAUAUAUAGACAUAAGAAUGUCUUUAGUGAAGCGGAAGCUUAAGCGCCGAUGCUCUGGCAUUGAGCAAUGUGCAAAACUAUUGGAAGAUGACUGGAAAUACGAGGUUAUCUAUGGUGGAUCAUUGAAGCACGUGGACCUGAAACACGGGUCCAACGGCUGGGCUUCACCGCCAGGAGACCUCUUCUCACUCCGAUCACAAACUUAUUUUACCAAAAAAGCUAAGGCUCCGUCUGGUCCAUGGCUUCUUCAACCAGCCGGUGUCGAUUGGUUGAGAUCCUAUGAUAAAUUGGACCAUGUAUUGGGGAGAACAGAUAAUCGGGUAAUGAACGCUUUGAGAAAAGCGCAAUCUAUAGGUAAGAACAUGAAGUCAUUUGUAAUGGCCGUGAAUCUACAAAUGCCUGGACGUGAGAAUCACAGUGCAGUUUUUUAUUUCUCGACGGAUGAUCCUAUUGCUUCCGGUUCGCUUUUGGACCGAUUUAUUAACGGCGAUGAUGCCUUUCGCAACAGCCGGUUUAAGAUGGUGAACCGGAUUGUAAAAGGACCGUGGCUUGUAAAGAACACCGUCGGAAACUACUCUGCGUGUUUAUUAGGAAAAGCAUUGAGUUGUAGUUACCAUAGAGGUGACAAUUAUCUUGAGAUUGAUGUAGACAUUGCUAGCUCAGCUAUCGCGACAACGAUUUUGCAUUUGGCAUUGGGGUGCGUCACGGCGGUGACGAUCGAUAUGGGAUUCAUGGUAGAAGCACAGUGUGAAGAGGAGUUACCGGAGAGAUUGUUUGGCGCGGUCAGGAUUUCGGAAAUGGAAAUGUCGUCAGCGAGUUUCGUUGAGACGAGAUCGUUUAAUAAGAAAGUUGGAGGUGCUGGUAGUCUUAGUACUAAUUAGAUUAAUGAUUCCUGGUUUGUUAAGAAACUAAUUAAAACGAAAACUGAUUUUUCGUUAAAAUAAUUUUGUUGCAUUUUGUGUUCUUCAUAUUAUAAUUAGAUGAUAAGUGUUGGCAUUGUAGCAGUUUCUGCAUCUCAUUAUGAGUAUAAUGUUACUGACUCGAACUCUCGAACUCUUGUUAUCGUGAUUAUACAUUCGAUCCACCUUAAACCCGAAGGUGUUAGUUCAGAAUCAUGUAAUUCAUAUAUGUAAAUUGUAUACACUUUAUAGAACUUGAUCUUACAUUCAUGUGUUUAUCAUUCUUUGUUCUUGCAAUAAUAAUAUUUGAUGUCUAUAGCCUAAAAUCAUUUCUUCCGAUGACUGAAAGCUAUCUGUCAUAUUUUCUGGCAAUUAUCGACACCGGAAUCAACUUGUUUAAAGACACCCUUUAGCCCCGAACCCUAACUUGUUUCCUGCAACAUCGUAGACAACUUGCAUAGUCUUCUGCUGAACAUUCCCGUAGAUUAGCACAUCAGAUGCAUCACUGUUAGGGGCGAAGGCGAGACACACUUGCGACGAGCUGACAGCGUACAGAAUUCCGGAACCAUCAAUAUCAAUUUUCGUGUUCCCACCGAAAAUAAUGCUGAUGGUUGGAAUUUUCACUGUAUUGUACUUGCUGAAGUCGUAACAUGUGUCGAGUAUGGAAACUGGUUUCCCCAUUGGAUAACUGGUCAUUUGUUUCCUGAACGCGUCUCGUAAUGCUGUGUAAGCUGCUGGAGGUAAACGUGUGAUGACAGUGCCAGAAUCGAUGAUAGAUCCAGCGGUGGAGAACACAGUAGGACUGAUUUGAAGUUUCUGGCCGCCUACGAACAUUGCAAGGACGUCGAUGAAGUAAAAUGUUGUGCCUUGCGAACUAGAGAACGGAGUGUAUUUUACUGCUUUUGAGACGUAUGAUUGUCCAAACGUCAGGGAACCUGUUUCACUGGAUCUAGACGGAAGACAGUAGGAGAAAACUUGUCCGUAUUGUUUCGAUGUUUGUUGAACAAUAGAAAGAGGAUCUCUGGCUAGUCCGAUUAAUCCAGCAGUCUGAC